AUGAGUGCCAUGAAGUUUUGCCGUGAAUGCAACAACAUCUUGUAUCCCAAGGAGGACAGGGACCAGAAGGUGCUCCUCUUCGCCUGCAGGAACUGCGACCACCAGGAGGUCGCAGACAACAACUGUGUCUACCGGAACGUGGUGCACCACAGCGCUGGAGAGUUCACCCAGGUGCUCCAGGACGUCGCAGGUGACCCAACCCUUCCCCGCACCAAGGAAGUCCGCUGCGCCGUCUGUGGCCAUGGCGAAGCUGUCUUCUUCCAGGCCACCGCGAGAGGGGAGGAGGGGAUGACGCUCUUCUUCGUCUGCUGCAACCCGAGCUGCGGCCAUCGAUGGAGAGAAUGA
This is a messenger RNA of Triticum turgidum subsp. durum (durum wheat), 345 nucleotides long. Lineage: Eukaryota; Viridiplantae; Streptophyta; Magnoliopsida; Poales; Poaceae. The record is from the annotation of a GenBank genome assembly.